AUGUCUUUGAGAGCAAGGCAGAAGAUCCGCGCUCCCCGAAGGGGCUUUGCGACGAGCGGAACAGACGGUUUCGAAUCGAAUUGGAAGGACUUGUCAAGUUCUCUGGCAAGAAUCCACACCAAGGAUGCCUCGGACCUGUCCUUCGAGCAACUUUACCGCAAUUCAUACAACAUCGUUCUGAUCCAGCGCGGAGACGAUUUAUAUGAACGAACGAAACAACUCGAGAAAGAAUGGCUGUGCGGAGAGGUAAAAAAGCGAGUUGUCGCUGGGAUUUCUCCUGGCCUUCUGCUUGCGAAGGAGAUUGUUGAUAUGCAGGACCAGGCUACUGAGAGGCGGGCGGCCGGAGAGAAGUUUCUCACGGCAUUGAAGGAGGCCUGGGAGGACCAUCAACUGUGUAUGCAGAUGAUUACGGACGUCUUGAUGUAUAUGGAUCGAGUCGUUGUGGGUCGGAAGGUUUCUAUCUAUUCUGCUGCCAUGGCGUUGUUUCGUGACCACGUCUUGCGAUCGUCAAUACAAUCCGACGAGGCAACGACGGUUGACGAUGUGCUUAAAUCCACGGUGUUGUUCAUGAUCCAGUUGGAGCGGUCUGGGCAUAUGGUUGAUCGGCCUUUGAUCCGCCACUGCAUUUACAUGUUGGAGGGUUUAUAUGAAACGGAGGCAGAAGAGGAGUCUUCCAAGCUCUACUUGACCUCAUUUGAGCCGGAAUUUCUCGAAACCAGCACAGCUUUCUACCAGGCCGAGGGUAAACGACUGUUGGGGACGGUAGAUGCGGCCACUUUCUGCGGUGUUGCCUUUGAUCGAAUAGCGGAGGAGAAGGAACGAUGUCUCUAUACGCUAUCCCACCUUAGCGAGCCCAAGAUCAAGGACGUGCUGGACAAUGAAUUGAUACGCAAUAAUCUUGCCGAAGUCAUCAAUUUCGAGGGGACCGGAGUUCGAGUCAUGCUGGAUCAUGACCGAAUAGACACCCUGAGUAAAGUUUAUGCACUCAGCGCACGGGUUGAUCCAAAAAAGCCUCAUCUAACCGCGGCGAUACAGAAGCGUGUCGUAGAGAUGGGACGAGAGAUCAAUGCUGCAUCAACUGCAUUCUCACAGGCAUCCACGACCGCGAAGUCGACUGGAGCAGAUGCAGGCCAGAAAAGGGAUAAAGACAAGGAGAGGGAGAAGGAGAAGGAGAAGGAGAAGGAGAAGGAGAAGGAGAAAGAAAAGCCCGUGAACCAACUGACGACAUCUGCCAUCAAAUGGGUCGAUGACAUCCUAGCCCUUAAGAAGAAGUUCGAUGAUAUCUGGAAGGGCGCGUUUCAGUCUGAUCAAGUGCUACAGAGCGCGAUUACGGCCAGUUUCUCCGAUUUCAUCAACUCUACUCCACGAAGCUCAGAGUUCCUCUCGCUUUUCUUCGACGAAAACCUCAAGAAAGGUAUCAAGGGGAAAACAGAAACUGAGGUUGAUACCCUGCUGGAUAGCGGGAUCACACUUCUGCGCUACAUCAAAGACAAGGAUCUCUUUGAGGCCUACUACAAAAAGCAUCUCUCCCGCCGACUGCUCAUGAAGCGAUCGGUGAGCAUGGAUGCAGAGCGGCAAAUGAUCUCAAAGAUGAAGAUGGAGGUUGGCAAUCAGUUCACUCAACGAUUAGAAGCCAUGUUUAGGGAUAUGACGAUAUCGGAGGAACUAACCGGCAGUUACAAGCAACACGUACAAAGGAUGGGCGAUCCCGAUCAAAAGCGGCUUGACCUGGAUAUUAAUGUCCUCACCAGCACCAUGUGGCCAAUGGAGAUCAUGUCGAGUACUAGAGACGGUCACAUUGAGCCUCCAUGCAUUUUCCCUAAGGAGGUCGAAAUCGUCAAGCAAAGCUUUGAGAAAUUCUAUUUGAGCAAGCAUAGCGGCCGAAAGCUUUCCUGGCAAUCUAGCAUGGGCACAGCAGACAUUCGAGCAACUUUCCAGAAGUCAAAUGGUAAGACGCAGCGCCAUGAAUUGAAUGUGUCGACCUAUGCUAUGGUUGUUCUUCUACUUUUCAAUGACGUGCCCACGGGCGAGUCUCUCACGUAUGAGGAGAUUCAGGCGCGCACGCGCAUCCCUGAUAACGAUCUUAUCCGAAACCUGCAAUCCCUAGCUGUUGCACCUAAGACUCGAGUCCUGAAGAAGGAUCCUAUGAGCAAAGACGUGAAACCCACUGAUAAGUUCUACUUCAACAAUGACUUCCAGAGCCCAUUCUUGAAGGUACGUAUUGGUGUGGUUAGCGGCAGUGGGAACAAAGUCGAGAACCAGGAUCAGAGAAAGGAAACUGAAAAGAAGAUGAGCGAGGAGCGUGGUGCUAGCAUUGAGGCUGCCGUUGUACGGAUCAUGAAGCAACGCAAGAAGCUGAUUCACUCAAAUCUGAUCAGCGAAGUUCUUGGUCAGCUAUCCACUCGAUUUGUUCCGGACGUCAACAUGGUCAAACGACGGAUUGAAAGUCUGAUUGACCGCGAAUACCUCGAGCGUAUCGCCGAGGAACCCCCUACGUACGGCUACGUUGCAUGA
Aspergillus puulaauensis is the source of this 2514-nucleotide messenger RNA. RefSeq names its product cullin family protein (gene CUL3). Gene Ontology annotation, cellular component: Cul3-RING ubiquitin ligase complex. Gene Ontology annotation, molecular function: ubiquitin protein ligase binding. Lineage: Eukaryota; Fungi; Ascomycota; Eurotiomycetes; Eurotiales; Aspergillaceae. The transcript has 4 exons. The record is from RefSeq and is a predicted model, not a curated record. Bases 1 to 2514 code for a protein of 837 amino acids. Gene Ontology annotation, biological process: ubiquitin-dependent protein catabolic process; protein ubiquitination.